AUUACGGUUUUUUUCUCGCUGACAAAGGCAAAUGAAGCCAUGUUUUUGCUUACAAACAAGUAGCAUCUGAGCGCGUUGAUCCGGAGCCGUGCACCGGCGCGCUGGGUGGGAGAGGCCGCGCGGAACAGCCUUCGCUCUCGCGCUUCUAAUUGAUCAGAUGUGGACAUUUGUAACGGGAUAGAUGAUCGUUUUUAAGACCUUUACUCGGGAUAUAUCUUUUUAGCAAACUACUUGACAGCGACACCACAACUCUCCAAACGCAGCGAGGACGCAGCGCCGCAGCCCGGAGGACAGAUUGUUGAAUAAAGAGAAUGAGUUCCGGGGCGAGCUGGUGAACCAGCGGUGGACACGAGGCGAGAGGACCAGCCCCCGCUGCCAGGCCUCCCAGAGACUGCAGAGCCGUCAACCAAUCAUGAUGAGUGUAGAGGGUGAUGCCAAGCGAACUCGCACUCGGUCCAAGGGAAUCAGAGUUCCUAUUGAGCUCGUAGGACAAGAGCUGAGCUGCCCCACCCCUGGAUGCAAUGGCUCUGGCCAUAUCAGUGGGAGAUACUCACGACACAGAAGCAUUCUGGGAUGCCCUAUAGCCAGGAAGCGGCGUCUAGAGGAAGCAGCGGCCGAGCAGGAGCAAGACGCAGAGCGGCCCACCUCCAAGAGGAAGUCUCCCCCCCUGAGAUUGGCCCUGGACGAGGGGUUCAGCGCAGAGAGCGAUGCCAGCAGCGAGGCUGAGGGCGAGGGAGAGAAGAAUGGAGAGACAGCAGGAGAGACCAAGGAGGUGGAUGAGGAGACAGAGCAGAUGACAGAAGACCCUUCGCAGGAUGGAGAGACAAAUAGACAGGAGAAUGGGACACAGAUGGAGGAGCAAGAGGACAGGGAACAAGAAGAAGUAUGUCAGAAGGAGGAGAACUCAUUUGCUGCAGAUGAAGACGAGGAGUGUGUGAUCAUCGAGCCGGAGCUCAGAACAGCGCCGCCUGCAACCCAGAAGUGCCAGGCGGCCACUCAGAGCGCAGAGGAGGUGGCCAACUCUCUCCUCCACCUCAGCCGCGUCCCUGACAACAAUGCUCCCAUCGCGGCCAUUCAUCAGCCCGUUGCCGUGGAUACUGAGGAGGACGUCACUGUGGCAGCCAAAUGGGGGGAAGACGUAAAGGAUGAGCAGGAGGGGGGCAUGACUGAGGGACAAGAGGAAGAGGAAGAGGUGGCUCGUGAGGUUCAAGCAUUAGAGGAGGCAGCUGAAGUGGAGGAGGAGGUAGAAGAUGGGAAAGCAGAGUGGCCAGACAGUAGCAACCACGUGAUCCAAGAGAACCACCAACAUGUGGCCCAGGAUGGCAAAGGUCACGAGGAGGAGGAAGAGGAGGAAGAGAUGGCAGUGCCUUCAGUUGAAGAAGAGAAGGAGGAGGAGAGACAUGAAGAGGUGAGCCACAUCCUGCCCAAUUUUGAUGUGCCAACCGCCAUCCGCAACUUCACCAGCACUGCAACAGCUCAGGGAACACACAUCAAGGCCGAAGACCUAAAGGCCAGUCCUCUGGAGGACUACAACUCACCCAGGGCCAGUCCCUGUGAAAACUACAACAGUAACAGGGCUGCUCCUCUAGACAAAUAUGACUUUAAUAAACCUGGCCUCCUUCAAAACUACAAGGCCAGCCCUCCUUUGAGCUACGGCUUGCACAGAAUCAGUCCUUUAGAAGACUAUUUCCCCAACCUCAGGGGUGAGAACUAUAAGAUGCACAAAGCCACGUCCUCCACCUCUCCCGACAUUAUCGAAGUGCGAUCAGAUCGGUCGGAGGAGGAGAGAGACUUUGAUGACGUGGAUGGGGAUGACGAGCGCGAUGAUGAAGACAGCCUGUCGCAGCGCUCCACGGUGACGGACGAGUCAGAGAUGUUUGACAUAACACGAGGAAAUCUGGGCCUGCUGGAGCAAGCCAUCGCCCUGAAGGCGGAGCAGGUGAAGCCGGCUGGGCCCAGGGAGCUGCUCCGCGCCCCAGAUAUCCACCAGCAGCGAUACUUCACCAUGGAUGACAGGCCCAAGCACCUGGACGUCAUCCGCAAGAGCUACUUCAGCAAAGAGAGCAGUAGGCCAGAGAAGAGGGAGAUCAAGUGUCCCACCCCGGGGUGUGAUGGGACGGGUCACGUGACCGGUCUUUACCCCCACCACCGCAGCUUGUCCGGCUGUCCGCACAAGGACAGGAUCCCCCCGGAGAUUCUGGCCAUGCAUGAGAAUGUGCUGAAGUGUCCGACCCCUGGCUGCACUGGUCAGGGUCACGUAAACAGCAACCGUAACACACACCGCAGUCUUUCUGGAUGCCCCAUUGCUGCUGCAGAGAAGCUGUCUAAGGGCCUUGAUAAGCAGCAUCUCUCUCAGCCCGGCAGUGAGCCCCUCAAAGGGGGGCUCAACGACAGAGUGCUGAGGCCCAUGUGCUUUGUGAAGCAGCUGGAGGUGCCACAGUACGGCAGCUACAGGCCCAACAUGGCGCCUGCCACGCCUCGUGCCAACUUGGCCAAGGAGCUGGAGAAGUACUCCAAGGUGUCCUUCGAUUAUGCAAGCUUCGACGCUCAGGUGUUCGGGAAGCGCAUGCUUGCUCCAAAGAUGCCCACCAGCGAAACGCCACCCAAAGCCUUCAAAACAAAGCCCUCGUUUCCCAAGUCUGUGUCACCGAGCCUCGGUCUCCCGGGUUACGGGAAGAGCUCCUCCUUGGCCUACGACUAUUCCCAUGAUGCCGAGGCCGCUCACAUGGCCGCCACUGCCAUCCUGAACCUGUCUACACGCUGCUGGGAGAAACCUGAGAACCUCAGCACCAAACCCCCCACUAAGGAACUGGCCAUUGAGGUGGAUGAGAAUGGCACCUUGGACCUGAGUAUGAAGAAGCCCAUCAAGCGAGAAGGCAGCUUGUCCGGCGCCAGCCCUGGGGUUAGGUCCCCUGACCCCUCCUCCUCCUCUUCCUCACUCCAUCACGGGAUGACAUCGCCACACCUGCACACCUACAAGCAGGAGGAGUGGGAGGGCCCCCUGGAUUACACCAAAUCCAACCGCCAGAGGGAGGAGGAAGCGGACGAGAUGGAACACACAUGCCAUUCGUUUGCCUCGUCUGACGCGGAGGACUGUGACAUGAUGCAGGACUCUUUGGAAGAGAGGAAGUACCCAGGAGAGGUCACGACCCCCAGCUUUAAGGUCAAGUUCCAGCCCAAGGAUAGCAAGAAGGAACUGCUCUCGUGCCCCACACCUGGCUGCGACGGCAGUGGUCACAUCACUGGAAACUAUGCGUCCCAUCGCAGUCUGUCGGGGUGUCCUCUCGCUGAUAAGAGCCUUCGGUCCCUCAUGGCAGCCCACACCCCUGAACUUAAAUGCCCCACUCCAGGGUGUGACGGCUCAGGUCACAUUACAGGAAACUACACCUCCCACAGAAGUAUCUCUGGGUGCCCGCGUGCCAAGAAAAGUGGAAUUAAAACUCCUACCAAGGACAACCAGGAGGACUCCGAGCUUUUAAAAUGCCCCGUGCCUGGCUGUGACAGUCUGGGUCACAUCAGUGGCAAAUACGCCACCCACCGCAGCGCCUACGGCUGCCCGCUGGCGGCCCGCAGACAGAAGGAGGGCCUCCUGAACGGCACCCCCUUCAACUGGAAGGCCUUCAAGACCGAGGGGCCCACUUGCCCGACCCCAGGUUGUGACGGUUCCGGACACGCCAACGGAAGCUUCCUCACACACCGCAGCCUGUCAGGAUGCCCCAGAGCCUUGUUCGCCAAGAAGAAGGCGAAGUUCCCCACAGAGGACUACCUGAGCACCAAGUUCAGAGCCAGUGAUGUUUUGGACAACGAUGAAGAUAUUAAGCAGCUCAACAAAGAGAUCAACGACCUGAAUGAAUCCAACAAUGAAAUGGAGGCGGACAUGGUCAACCUGCAGACUCAGAUCUCCUCCAUGGAGAUGAACCUGAAGAGCAUCGAGCACGAGAACAAGAUGAUCGAGGAGCAGAACGAGGCUCUGUUCGUGGAGCUGUCCGGCCUGAGCCGCGCGCUGAUCCGCAGCCUGGCUAACAUCAGCCUGCCACACAUGCAGGAGCCAAUCACGGAGCAGAACUUCGACAGCUAUGUGAGCACCCUGACCCACAUGUACACCAACAAGGACUGCUUCCAGAGCCCCGAGAACAAAGCUCUGCUGGAGACCAUCAACAAAGCUGUGAAGGGCAUCAAAGUGUGAGGCUGGACAGGCUCGCGCACAACACGUCCUGAAGCGCGGCGGCGAGAAGGACGGGGAGCUGCAGCAGACGUUGAAACACUCUUCGAUAUGUUGGAAUAUGAUUCAAAAACAGAUAAGGGAAUUCAGGUAUUUUAAAUAAACGGCGACUUAAAAAAGAAAUGGACCCAGGGAGCACUCGGCCACAAGAGAAGUGACGCGGACCAAAAUACCCAGCAUGCUGCUGGGAGCGGGACCCUUCAGACGAGGACUGAUGCCAGGGACAGUGUGGGGGGGGUUGAUGUGCUCUAUGUUUACCUGUUGUCUCUUUUGUUUCUGGCUUCACAUCGACUGGAACACAGGCUCGCUUAAAGCAUCUCGGAGACACGAGGGGGACAAAGACGAGGGGGACAAAGACGAGGGGGAAAAAGACAAGUUGGACGUGCUGCCCUGUAGCAGCAGUGUGUGUGUGUGUGUGUGUGUGUGCUCUGUGAUUCAUGACCGUACACACGGCGCCGUACACUCUUUGUGUUUGCUUUGUGGUAUUACUGCAGCAAAGGUGUCAACAGUGCAAUGUUGACUCACUCCGUUGGGGGGGGGGGGGAGUCCUAAGACAGGUCCAGGGACACGGCCGGUUGUUUAUUUUCACGGGACAGCUGAUGUGAGGAUUAUCAAAAGCAGCAGAUAAAUCCGUUAAUUCCUUUUUUUAUUUUUUUACCUGAGAUAAUAGUAAUAUUGUGCACACUGCUCAAAUUCAGUUAGUCAUAUCAAUAGUAUUUAUCAUCAUAGGAGUUGCACUUCAUUUUAAUGAAUAGUUCUGUGGUACCAUAAUUAAUGUCAUAUAUGAAUUAUUUAAACUCUUAAAUUGUAACUUAUUGACAUUUAUGCUAUUGAGGUUUAUUUAUUUGAAGCAAUCUAUUUAUUAACUUUGUUUUGUAAUGCACGCACACACACACACACACACACACACAGCAUCAUCCUUACUGAUUAUCAUGGUCAACACAAUUUGCAGAUGUCUUUCGUCAAUAUUUUAAGAAUCUAUAUAGAUAACUGACGUGGCAUAUUUUGUUUUGAGUACUUUUUCAAAGCCUUUUUAAGUGCAGAUGUUUUAUAACUGACCAUGUCUUUUGAUAAUUUUACACAGAAAAGGUUAUCUUUUGGUGUUGUCCUUGUUUUUCUUCUUUUUGUUACUGCUACAUUCAGAAACCCUAUGCAGGGUGAAAAAAGAAAGUAUGUAUUUGUUAUUUAUUUAAUAUGAAAGAAAUUGUCUGACGUGGCUGUAUAUUUAUUUUGUUAUUUAUUUGCGUGAUGUGACGGUUGAGUCCGAGUAGUCUUAAAGAUCCACUGCUAAUAUUUAAAUAAAGAAAACGACAUCAAUACAAACACUGUUUGAUUAUACUUUUACAAAGCAGCAGCUGAUUGUAAAGACAAAAAGAGAGCCCAACAGAAGCAAUCCCCGUGUAGUUGCUGUGUGCUCCGUGUGUGUUUGCUUUUGUCAGGUAAAAGCAAACCAGGAACAGUUCCUGAAAUCGUUACCUCUCCCGAGCGCUUUGUAGCGGCUCAGGCCGACCCCCCCGUGGUGCACGCUUUGGAUUCUUUUGAGUUAUUGCCAUCAGCCCAAUGGUACAUACAGGAUAUCCAGAUGUGUUCCAGCUGUGGUUCAGGCUGGAUAAAACACCCACACGAGGAGGAUACUGUAGGAUGGCCUCCUUUGACAAACUUCUGUCAGAUACACAGAGACACCCUUGUAGCCUUACUCUAGAUUUUCAUUUUUAGAUGCACAAAGUGCCACUGAGAAGAAAAGAGGGGAAAAACUGUUCUUUGCUGAUUCUGUGAUGAUGUCUGGUCCGGUAGAGACCACGGCAUCCAGAGAGCGCUGAUUGUUUCAGAUGCCUUUGUUUCUCUGCCAAGAUGGCCAUUAGAACACUUGAUAUAUACAUUCUGUAUAAAUAGAUUUUAAAGAUGCUAUAUAUAUGAAUAUGAACAUACAUAUAUUUUUCCAGUGUAAUUGUCGACUUGCUCUUUUUCUUCUCUUGUAUUACGUUACCAGAGGAUCACUGGCUGUCUAGAAGAGAUGGAAGGGCAGUUACAACUUACUUCAUAGCAUUACGACCUGCUCAACUGUGGCUUUAAACACACCAGUCCCUCCAACGGAAGGUUAAUUAAGCGUCACUGAUGAUACCGUACAGUACUUUGGAACUGUUUUCAAAGGUUUCCUUUUAUUUUCUCAUUUCCUGUAUUUGUUUGUCCUUGAUCCUGAAAUGUCAAAGCAAAAACAUCUACUGUAUGUUGUACUACUGAAUCUAAAAAAUAACUAGGUGGUUGGUUCCUAAGUGUCAUGUAACUUCAUGUAUAUUUAAAAAAAAAGGUGAUGCCUCUGAAUAAUGUUCUGCACAUAGUGUUUGCCGACAUUGUGCAGUUAUUGUAUUGUUACUAGUCUUCUCUCUGAUGUUGAAACAAGCAGGUAGGAGACCUGUAGUGUGACCUGCCUUUGAGUGAUUCCUUGCAGCUACUGUGGUGUAACAGUGUGACCCCCAUGUGUAGCUGUGAUGUCAAAGGCAUGUUGUUUAUGUGCUCUUAGCCAAUGUAGAAUGACACUACUUUCUGCACUUUCUGAAUAACUGUUAAAAUGCCAGCAUUUGAGUCCUGACUUGUAAGCACCCUGAUAGAUCAAUUCAAGUAUUCCACCAAAGUCUUUGCGAUGCAAAGCGCUGUCACACCUGUGUGUUGCUGAUCCCAUAGAAAACAAGCCGACGUACCGCCCUGUGCCUGUCGGCACUCCGAAAUGUAUUUUGAAAAGAGAAACGCUACUUUCUUUUCCAAACAAAAACCAAAAGAGAUUGACAGGAAGCUGAGUUUGUUUCUCAGGUGAGCUGCCUCUAGAGGCUAAAGGCUAGACGCUGGAGGCUAAAGGCUGAAGGCUAGUCACUGGAUGCUGGAGGCUAGAGGCUAAAGGCUGGAUACUGGAGGCUAAAGGCCAGUCGCUGGAUGCUGGAGGCUAGAGGCUAAAGGCUGGAUACUGGAGGCUAGAGGCUAAAGGCUAGUCGCUGGAUGCUGGAGGCUAGAGGCUAAAGGCUGGAUACUGGAGGCUAGAGGCUAGAGGCUAAAGGCUAGUCGCUGGAUGCUGGAGGCUAGAGGCUAAAGGCUAGUCGCUGGAUGCUGGAGGCUAGAGGCUAAAGGCUAGUCGCUGGAUGCUGGAGGCUAGAGGCUAAAGGCUAGACGCUAGAUGCUGGAGGCUAGAGGCUGAAUGGGGGCCUCCUGUGAAAUGAGAUGAGCGUGUGGGAGUAGGAAAUUGAUUUGCCAGGCUACACAAUCUCCCCUUUGUUUUAGGAGGAGGCGUUAGAUAUGUGUCCAUCAGUCAAAAGAAUGUUUUAAUGACUUUAAAACCCUCUCCCUCCCUGAUGUCUUGUGUAACCUUUCCUCAGAGAUCAUUUUUGAUGCAUUUGAUUCACAAAGAAGCAUAUUCUUCCUCUCUUGAAUUGCACGAUAAUACUACCCAAGAGUGUUAAGACUGUGAAUAUUCUCCUAACUUAUUUGACAUAUGGCAUGAACCCUUUUAAACUGCUUGAUGAAACUGUCUACUGAGGUAUGUAAAUGAAUAACACUGAGGCCAUGAAAGCAUUGCAUUAUCAAAAAAGAAAAGAGUGCAGCCUCCAGUCGGUUCCUCGCCCACACGCCGUAUGUUUUCUUAUUUACACGGAAGUGAUGAGUGAUAAUAUUCCAAAUAGUAAAAACACAGUUUCCCUGAAGCCCCGGGUACAAAAAGGAGAUAAACAAGUUAACACUUUCAGGGAAACCAGCCCAGACCAAAAUUCAACUGUGUGUUUAGGGGUGGCUUUCGGGGGGGGUCAGCACAUCUUUGCAUGUUACAUACAGAUCUGUGGCACACACCUCGUAGGAAACAACUAAUAAGAUGAUGUAAGAAUGUCUAGCUGAGUGGCACUUUUCCUCAAGCUGAGCAAAACCAAAAGCAAUGCCCCCCCCCCCCC
Messenger RNA from Pungitius pungitius (ninespine stickleback), 8151 nucleotides. Its product is annotated as myelin transcription factor 1-like. The record is from RefSeq and is a predicted model, not a curated record. Gene Ontology annotation, biological process: regulation of transcription by RNA polymerase II. NCBI's taxonomy places the organism in Eukaryota, Metazoa, Chordata, Actinopteri, Perciformes, Gasterosteidae. The transcript has 23 exons. Gene Ontology annotation, cellular component: nucleus. The coding region runs from base 413 to 4186 and encodes 1257 amino acids. Gene Ontology annotation, molecular function: zinc ion binding; DNA-binding transcription factor activity, RNA polymerase II-specific; RNA polymerase II cis-regulatory region sequence-specific DNA binding.